CCUAAACUGUGCUCACAGGGGAAGAGUUCUGAGCGUCCUCUGUUGAUUUAUUGUACAUUUGCUGUGAUCCUCGUCUUUGUACUAAGCAUCGGGUCUCUUAUAAUCUAUUUCAUCGAUUCCACCGACCCUGUUGGAAGAUGUUCUUCAUACCAAGACAAAACCAUCCCUGUUGAUUUGAUUUUCAAUGCUUUCUUCAGUUUCUAUUUCGGGUUGAGAUUUUUUGCAGCUGAUGACAAGAUCAAGUUCUGGCUGGAGAUGAAUUCCAUUGUAGACAUUUUUACCAUCCCACCAACUUUUAUUUCUUAUUAUUUGAAGAUCAAUUGGCUAGGUUUAAGGUUCCUACGAGCAUUGCGGCUACUAGAACUUCCUCAAAUCUUGCAAAUUCUACAAGUCAUCAAGACCAGUAAUUCAGUAAAGUUUUCCAAAGUGAUGGCUAUAGUUCUCAGCAGCUGGUUCACGGCGGCAGGAUUCAUUCACCUGGUGGAAAAUUCCGGUGACCCAUGGCUCAAAGGUAGAAAUUCACAGAAUAUAUCAUACUUUGAAUCCAUUUACCUGGUUGUGGCGACAACCUCAACAGCUGGCUUUGGCGAUGUGGUGGCCAAGACUUUCUUAGGACAGACCUUCAUCAUGUUCUUCAUUCUGGGGAGUUUGAUAUUAUCUGCCAACUAUGUCCCUGAAAUGGUGGAACUUCUUGCUAACACGAGGAACUACACCAGAUCCUAUGGCGUGGUCAAAGGGAAGAAGUACAUCGUGGUCUGUGGAAACAUCACUGUGGACAGUGUGACGGCUUUCCUGAGGAACUUCCUCCACCACAAGUCGGGGGAAAUCAACACGGAUAUUGUCUUCCUGGGAGAGUCCCCUCCUUCUUUGGAGCUGGAGAAGAUAUUUAAGUGCAAUUUGGCCUACACGAGUUUUAUCUGCGGAUCUGCACUGAAGUGGGAGGAUCUGAGGCGGGUUGCGGUGGAAUCUGCAGAAGCCUGCCUGAUCAUAGCCAACCCUUUGUGCAGUGACUCACAUGCUGAAGACACUUCAAACAUCUUGAGGGUACGCUGCAUCAAGAACUAUUACCCCAAGACCAGAGUCAUCAUACAAAUACUUCAAUCCCAUAACAAGGUCUACUUGCCAAAGAUUCCCAGCUGGAACUGGAGUACUGGAGACAAUAUCAUCUGCUUUGCUGAAUUAAAGCUGGGAUUCAUUGCCCAAGGCUGCUUGGUGCCAGGCUUGUGCACCUUUCUAACAUCUCUAUUUAUUGAGCAAGACAAAAAGAUCAUUCCUAAGCAGCCCUGGGAGAAACAUUUCUUGAAUGGUCUGAAGAACAAAGUUCUAACUCAACAUCUCUCCGAUGAUUUUGCUGGAAUGAGUUUUCCUGAAGUUUCCCGGCUCUGCUUCGUGAAGAUGAACCUCAUGCUCAUAGCCAUCGAACACAAAUCUGUCUUUCACGGUGGUUGCUGUGGCUUGAUACUCAAUCCCCCUGUACAAGUUAGGCUGCGCAAGAAUACAUUAGGGUUCUUUAUUGCUGAAUCUCCAAAAGAAGUCAAAAGAGCCUCCUUUUACUGUCUCAGCUGUCACAGUGAUGUGAAUACUCCUGAGCUAAUUGCAAAAUGUGGCUGCAGAAAUAGGAGCCGACAGCACCUCACAGGUACAGGAAAAAUGGUCAUGGAAAACAACUUAAAGGACAUUUCUUCCACUUCAGCAAUGCAGCGUCCUGUAUCAAAGGGGCACUCAAACAUCAUUAGCUGGAGCAGCCUGGCCACCAGAAUCGUGCUUCCAUUGAACUGAGGAUUCUGGACUACUGGGUCUGGUUAAUGGAGAUUCUACUGUACCUUCCCCACAAGCAGGGCAGGUGUCAAAUGUCUGAGCCACCAAGGGUGCCAGCAGUUUGUGCAUGAACUCUCUAAGAGGAGAGGUAGCUUCUGCCCUUCCUUGCCUGUCCAAGGUGUAAUGAAAUGUGGUGAGAUGAUACUGCUUGCUUACAGGAGAAGACAAAGAACUGGUUGAAAAAAAGGGAACUCACUAAUUUCUCUGAUUCUGAUUGUUCCUCACUAUUUUCAACAACUAAAUAGCCACAGACUAGAAAUAGAAGUGCAGAUAUUUUUUGUUUGCCUUUGAGCAUAGUUGGCAAACAGGUUUGCACUGGGUACCCUCUGUGUGCUAAGUAGGCAUUGUGUGUGAUGCUUUUGUAGACAUAGAAAGAGUGUUUCAACCCCCAUGCAAUCUAGUUGGGUAAACAAGGAGAAUUCGUAAAAGUGAAUCAAAGGCCAAAUGAAGCAACAUUCCUUCAACUGCUGCCAUGAUGGUUUUGGAAGAAAGUCAGAGGGGGACGAAGUCAACAAGAACUGAUAGACUGUUCCAGAAAGCCCUCAGGAGAUGGGAUUUGGAAAGAGAGACAGUGGGGGGUCUCAACUUCUGUGAAUGACGUGACAAGGACAAGACACAAGUGCAAUGUAGUGCCUUCUGUGUACCAGCUGGCCAGCCUGAGGGACGAUGCCGUGAGAAGCAGCCCCUCGGAUUUCUCAGGCGUGCACACUCCUGACUAUUAGCAUUGGACAUGCAUAUGUCUCUUGUGCUGAUGCAAAGUUGUUAGGAAAAUGGGGUUCAGGUUUGAAGUCAUUUUGCGGGUCUAUGAAGCCAGCGUAUGUGACAGCACAUGAAAUGCUCCAGUCAGGUUUGCUCUUUCCUACUCUUGCCCAUGUUGUCCUCUCUGUGGUAAUAAAACUUGGCAAGCCACAGAUAAUCAAAAGCCCCAGAAAACUCUGACAUGUAAUUCUCAUCACUUAGUUUUAUUGGCUUCCCUCACUAUUCUUUAGGCCAGCUGUAAAAACAAACAAUUUAACUAACUGAUUUUUUCCCACUGUCUUUACUUCUCCCAUUGUUCACGAUAAGCAAGGAAAUGGACUAAAAAGAGGAUUGAUCCAAGCAGGCCUGCCCACCUGCACACCUCAUCCAUCAGUCCUAUAUUGGGUUGAGGAAUCCCUGGGUAUGCUUUCAAAGCCCUAGAGAGGGCCAGAAAUAGUGAUAGGAAUCUGGGCAGAUCGUCUCUACAGCUGAGGAUUAAUUCACUCUCACUUCUUAAUUCCAAAGCAGAUGUGUUGCUCUGGAAUUGAACCAUACUGCUCCAAAGGACUACUCAGGGCCACACUGCUGAGUAUCUUACAUGGUGGGAUAGUAGCACCCUCUUAUAGGCGAUUUUGCCUUCUACAGUUUUAACUGCAGUCAACCACAUUUCAAAAAUAUUCACUGGAAAACUCAGAAAUAAACAAUUUAUGUGGUAUUUUUAAAAAAAACUCAUAAGAUAUUGGUACAGUUGUUCUAUUUUGGGAUUAUUGUUAAUCUCAAUGUGUCUAAUUUAUAAAUUAAACUUUAUCAUAGGUAGGUAUGCAUAGGAAAAAAACACAGCAUAUACAAAGGCAUGAUGAUUGAUUUUAUGUCAACUUGAAUGGAUUAAAGGAUACCUAGAAGCCUAAAAUUCAUGACUUUGUGUGUGUCUCUGAGGUUAUUUCCAAGUGAGAUUAUCAUGUGAGUCCGAGUGAACCAGGUGGGACGAUCCAGCAGUGACAUGGGCGGAUGCCAUCAAUUGGCUAGGCAUCUGGAGAGACUAAAUACAAAAGAUGAAUUGAUUUCUCACUCUGAGAGCUGGGAUAUGCUUGAUUCCCAUCUUAGAGGUCAGCUGCUGGCCUUUGAACUCCAGGACAUUUACAUAGCCCCCUUGUUGACACUCCAGCUUUUGGUUUUGAACUGAGGUUCAAACCCUUGGCUUCUCUGGUUUCCAGGCCCUUGGAAUUACACCAGGUGGUACUAUUGUUAUUCCAGCAUCAUCCUGAGGUGGGACUUGUAGGUGCCAUAGUCACAUGAACUAAACUCUCGAAUAAGUCCUCCUUCAUAACACUAUAUACACAUGCUAUUGAUUCUGUAUCUCUAGAGAACUCUAAUACUGCAGGAGUUGGUAAUACCCUUGGUUUCAAACUUCUACUUGUGGUCUUCUAACAUUUUAUGCAUGGCCUGGGGGUGACUACUGUGUGUGCUUCGAUAGAUAAGUACCAUUUGAGAGUGAAUUUCUGUGUCUUUUUUUCAAUGGAGUUGCUUGGCUCUGUUGAUUUAAGUACAAUGCUAGUGGAUCAAUGACAGAUCUUGGUCCCAUUUAGUACAAUAGAAUAGAUGGUUUUUGGUGUUUGUUUGGUCUUGUUUGUUUUGUGGAACAAGGAUAACUCUAGCUAGCAAAUUGACAAACACAUAUUGGUAAUAACUAUGCAAAAUAGAAUGGUCAGCUUAAUAGAGACAAGCAGGCAUUAUUUUGGGGAAAAACAUAAAAUAUGUAGUAUCUGCUUUUUUGAUCCAUUUUUGAUGUUAAUAGUAUUACAUUCAUAUACCAAAACCAGCAUAAUAUUAUUUAUAGUUUUGUUGAUAGCACAUUCUAUGCUUUUAAAGAUGUCACCAGUGGGUUUUCCAGUAAGUUCAGAAACAACUAUCUUCUCUUGCUAGUGCUGAAACACCAUAGGCAGCCCUAAGUUAUACAAAAGCUGUAGUCCAAUAUUUCAUUGUCUCCCUGGUGUCUUUCUUUUCCCAUAGGAUAAGCAAUGUUAUAUAUAGCAGUUCAGCUCUCAGACUAGCAAACAGAAGACUAUUUAAUAGAUUGUAGUUAAAUAUAUAUUUGUUGAUGAAUGAAUCAAUAAAUAAAUAGUAGCUCCAUUCACUUGAGUUCUGUGUCCUUAAAUCAGGGGAGCAUGUACUAUAAGAGAGAGACAGUAAGUAUUUCCUCCUCCUUGGCAGGGAGAUAAAGGUAGAGCUAUUCAACUGUUAUGAUGAAUAAAAAUGCACCUCAUCCAUUCCCAGAGUCCCCUUGGCCCAGCUACCAAUUUCCCUUCCAUGGCCAUACUACUCUGGAUAAGCCUAGGGAGAUCUGUUUAUUUUACCUUUUCUGCUAUCACCUACUCUCCAUAUUGUCUCUAUCAAAACUCACUACUUUGGUAGUUAUAUUUUAAUUAGAGAGUGAAAAGAUACAGAUAGGGCUAACUCAGAUUAUGUUGGACUGACCAACACCACACUAAAUCACUGUCUUUAUAAACUCAAGUAGAUACUGACAGAUACCUAGUUAGUGAUACCAAGAGAAGCAAAAGUUUCCAACCCGUAUAUAUUAGACCUGGAUCAGUCAAGGAAACCAUUAGAACUUUUGCUUUUAUUUAUUUGAUGGACAGAGAAAAAUAUAUGGAAUCAGAGCUCCUAUCUGCUGGUUUAUUCCCCAAAUGUCCACCAUGAUCAGAAUGAGACCAGGCCAAAGCCAGGAAAUGGGAACUCACCAAAGACCUCCUAUGUAUGUAGCAGGGAUCUAACUAUUUGAGCCAUCACCAGUGCCUCCCAGGGUCAGCACUGUUGAGACACUGAAGUCAGAAAGCAGAAUCAGAAAUCCAAACCCAGCACUCUGAGGUUGGAGGAAUAUGUCCUAACUGGCACUUCAGUUGCUAGACAAAAUACCCACCCACAAACCAUCUUUGAUAGAAAGGUUUGUCUCCAAUUUAAAAAAAAAAUUAUUUACUUUACAUAUUCGAGAGACAUAGAGAUUGAAAAGAGAUCUUCCAUAUGCUGGUUCACUUCCCAAAGAGCCACAGUGGCUGGGGCUGGACCAGACCAAAGUCAGGAGCCUGGAACUCCGUCCACGUCUCUCACAUGGGUGGCAGGGUCCCAAGCACUUGGUCCAUCUUCUGCUGCUUUCCCAGGCUCAUCAGCAGAGAGGUGGGAGAGAAGUGUGCAGUUGGAACUCAAACCAGAGCUCAUAUGAGAUACCAGCAGCGUGAGCUAUGGCUUAACCUACUGUGCCACAGCACCAGUCUCCAAAUAAUACUCUUAUGUGUAUAUACCACAGUUUUUCUUUAUCUCAUCACUGACAGUCACCUAGAUUUACUCCCUAUCUUAGCUAGGGAACAGUGCACCAAUAAAUAUACAAGCACAGAUAUCUCUUUAAUAUGAUUAUUUCAUUUCUUCUGGAUCAUAUGGUAGAUCUUCUCUCAGUUUUUCUGAGGAAUUUCCAUAGUGUUCUACAUAAUUUACCAUUCCACUAAUACUAUAUAAAGAAUUCCUUUUUUCUCCACUCCCUUAUCACUAUGUUAUUGUCUUUUUGAUAAUAGCUGUACUUUUUUUAACAGCGGAAUUGAGUCUUUAUUUUAUUUUUUAAAAGAUUUUAUUUAUUUAAGCGGUAAAGUUACCGAAAGAGGGAGGGACAGAGAGACAGGUCUUCCAUCCACUAGUUCCCUCCCCAAAUGGCCACAACAACUGGAGUUUAGCCUAUUGAAAGCCAGGAGCUACUUCUGGGUCUUCCAUGUCGGUGCAGGGGCCCAAACACUUGGGCCAACUUCUACUGCUUUCCCAGGUCAUAGCAGAGAGCUGGAUCAGAAGUGGAGCAGCCAGGACAGGAAUCGGUGUUCAUAUGGGUUACUGGCACCACAGGCUAAGGCUUAGCCCACUCUGCCAUAGCGCCAGCCCCAAUAGUAGCCAUUCUAAUUGAGGUGCAUUGAUAUAUCAUUGUAGUUUUGAUUUGCAUUUCCCUGAAUGGCCAGUGAUAUUUUCAUAUAUUUAUCAGUCGUUUACAUUUCUUCUUUCAAAAAUUGUCUAUUCAUAUUAAUUGCUUAUUUAAAAAAAAAAAGACAUGAAAGAGUUACAGAGGGAGAGGGAGGCGAUGAGAGAGAGAGAAAGCUUUUUCUUCGGCUGGUUCACUCCCAAGCUCUUCCAUGUGCUGGGAGGUCAGUGUUUUACC
Molecule: messenger RNA, 6745 nt
Organism: Oryctolagus cuniculus (rabbit)
Lineage: Eukaryota; Metazoa; Chordata; Mammalia; Lagomorpha; Leporidae
Source: RefSeq, a predicted model, not a curated record